AGUGACGUCACUCAUCUCGGCACCGGUCUGCUGCCUGUCUGCCCCAGACAGCUGAGGAUUUCCAGACGGGGGAUCCCGGCUCAGUACACGGCCUUAUUUUGUCGAAACGUCGUUAAGUCUUCAGCGUGUUUAAAUGGCGAAGACGUACGAUUAUCUCUUCAAACUGUUGCUCAUCGGAGACAGCGGGGUCGGCAAGACAUGUCUGCUGUUCAGAUUUAGCGAGGACUCCUUCAAUACCACCUUCAUAUCCACAAUAGGAAUAGACUUCAAAAUCAGGACAAUAGAGCUGGAUGGAAAGAGAGUUAAACUUCAGAUCUGGGACACUGCAGGACAGGAGAGGUUUCGCACCAUCACUACAGCGUACUACAGAGGGGCUAUGGGCAUCAUGUUGGUCUAUGACAUCUGCAAUGAGAAGUCCUUUGAAAACAUAAAAAACUGGAUUAGAAAUAUUGAAGAGCAUGCCUCAUCUGAUGUGGAGAAGAUGAUCCUGGGUAACAAAUGUGACAUGACUGACAGGAGACAGGUGUCCAAAGACCGAGGUGAAAAACUUGCUAUUGAUUAUGGAGUCAAAUUCUUGGAAACCAGUGCAAAGUCUAGCUUAAAUGUAGAGGAGGCUUUUUAUACUAUGGGAAGAGACAUAUUACAUAACCUGAGCUCAAAGACAACUGACAACAGUGCUGGAGGGUCAGGCAAACCGGUCAAGAUCACAGAGAAAAAGUCGAAGAGAAUUAAAUUCUUCAAGUGUUCGACUCCUCUAGGCUGCUCAUCUCUAGCGUUCACCGAUCACAGCCAGCGUGAUUUAGCUGUUUUGGAGGGUUGCUGCCUCCCGGAGGUCCUCGCGGCAGCGGUGGCACCGGUCGUGAUCAGAGGAGCCUUACUGCCAGCUGAUGCUGAGAUGCCAUCCUGAUCGGCUGACCAGAGGAGCAUCAAUGAGGCAGGAAUGAGGCCUGACACUGUAUAUCCGCUCAUGCAAAUGACUUGUGCGUGAUCGUCAGAAGCGGUUUGUAGCUAGCCGGGCAGUGUCUGCUCACAGGAGGCAGAGAUUCUGUUGGCAAUUAUAAUACCUCUGGUUGAGCUCAUGAAAAUAUCUCAGUUUCACAUAGUUGUCUUAUAAAAGUAAAACCAUGAAAACUUUUUUUUUUCAUAUACUCUAGCAUUAUUUUAUACACACUACCUAUUGUUAUAUUUACUGAUGAUUCUGUGAGAUGGACAUAUCAAAUCUCAGCAUUGAUUGUAUUUGUGUGAAUUCAUGUAUAUUAAUAGGCUUAUGUCUCCAUUUGCACUGGCACCAUUUCUGCUUGUUCAUGUGUGCCUAGAAGGACUUACAGUAUUGUGAUAGAAAAGACAAAAGUAUGUAUAAAUACAACCUACUGUAUUCUCUCAUUUUUAUUUAUUCUUUUUUAUUGGAACCUUUAUUUAUACAGGUUUCCGUGACAAAAUAAGACUGUGAAAGGGUUGUUUGUUUUCUGGAAGCUGUACUUGAUACUUAUUGUUAUGCUGUUGUCAGUAUUUGCAUGAAAGCUGUAGGGACACCUCUGAGAGGGUUGUUGUUAAGCACAUUUUACAGUAUGUCAAAAGAAAAUGUUUACAGACAGUAUUUCAAAAGUGUCAACCAUGUAUAGGACAUUCAUGUUUUUGCUGUUCGCAUAGUGUGUACAUAAGCACAAUUAACAGUUGUGUAUAUCCUUCAUUUUCACCUUAAACUUUAGAUGUCCCAGCAGAUCCCCUUUACAUCUCUACCAUGAAAACACAAUGAUGGGGGAAAGCUGUAAUGUGAAUGAUUGUCUUUGUAAGCUACUGUAUGUAACACCAAUGAAAAGUAAAGACAGUAAAGAAAGUGGGUCUUCAAAAGAGA
Lates calcarifer (barramundi perch) is the source of this 1855-nucleotide messenger RNA. Its product is annotated as ras-related protein Rab-8B. The record is from RefSeq and is a predicted model, not a curated record. The transcript is spliced from 8 exons. Gene Ontology annotation, biological process: Golgi vesicle fusion to target membrane; protein secretion; regulation of exocytosis. Gene Ontology annotation, molecular function: GTPase activity; GTP binding. Gene Ontology annotation, cellular component: trans-Golgi network transport vesicle; endosome; plasma membrane. The coding region runs from base 134 to 907 and encodes 257 amino acids. NCBI's taxonomy places the organism in Eukaryota, Metazoa, Chordata, Actinopteri, Centropomidae.